Hyaloperonospora brassicae is the source of this 1368-nucleotide messenger RNA. The record is from the annotation of a GenBank genome assembly. Lineage: Eukaryota; Oomycota; Peronosporomycetes; Peronosporales; Peronosporaceae.
AUGGUGGAAAGCAGCAACCUGCGCGACGAGCAGGCGAACGCGAGCAAUGGGUUCGCCGUGGGCACGACGCUAGUGGCGCGCUGGAUGGGCAAGACGGAGCGCAUGUGCAUCGUCAUCGACCGCACGACGCUCAGCAACGAUCGGUUCAAGUACUACGUGCACUGGCACGGGUUCAAUCGUCGUAUGGAUGAGUGGAUCAACGAGCACGAAAUCGUGAGACGCGGCACGGACGAAGAGACGCUGAAACUGCAGGAGAAAGACGCCAAAGAGAAGGAGAAGGAACAACGGGACAAGAACCGCAGCAAGGCGUCGGUCUCGAAUGAUACUGCUGCUAGCAGCAGCGAUACCUCAGCUCGUACGAGGGGGCAGAAGCGGAAGACACCAGACGACCAGGACUUUGCUCCGCCAGAAGAAGAGCACGAUGAGCACGAAGGCAUGGAUGCGGCUAGUAUUCGAGAGCACGAAGAGGUGACGAAAGUCAAGAAUGUGCGAUUUGUGGAGCUAGGGCGCUUCCGCAUGGCAGCUUGGUACUUCUCACCUUUUCCGAAGGAAUAUUACCCCGAUGGAUCGAUCGAUUGCCUGCAUUUUUGCGAGUUCUGCAUGGCGUUUUUCCGCUACAAGCGCGAGCUGACAGUGCACCAAGAGCGGCACGUGUGCGACCGCCACCCGCCAGGUAAUGAGAUUUAUCGUCACGAGAACCUGAGCGUUUUUGAGGUCGACGGUGCGAUUUCCAAGGUCUACUGCCAAAAUCUCUGCUAUCUUGCCAAGUUGUUUCUGGACCACAAAACGCUGUACUAUGAUGUGGACCCGUUCCUGUUCUACAUUAUCUGCGAAGUUGACUCGCGUGGUUUCCACCCAGUAGGCUACUUCUCCAAGGAGAAGUAUUCGGAGUUGGGAUACAAUCUGGCUUGUAUUUUGACGUUCCCGUGCCAUCAGCGCAAAGGCUACGGCCACUUUAUCAUCCAGUUCUCGUACGAGCUGAGUAAGAAGGAAGAGAAAGUGGGCUCGCCCGAAAAGCCUCUCUCAGAUCUUGGUCUGGUUAGCUAUCGAAGCUACUGGACGCGCGAAUUGCUACGGGUGUUGCGAGAAUAUCCCGAGAAAGAAGUAUCGAUCAUGGACCUGACAAGGAUUACGUCGAUCAAGAACGAUGACAUCAUUGCAACGCUGCAGCAUCUCAACAUGAUCAAGUAUCUGGGCGGGCAGUAUGCGUACGUGGUGCCCACACACAUUGUGGAUGCACAGCUGACGAAGCUGUCUCGAAAGGGUCCAAACGUUGUGUCUGAGAAGCUGCAUUGGGCGCCACUGCACCUGGACAUAAAGCGCGAUAAGUGGUCACUGAAGGCAAAAACGGCGGACAAGGAGGAUUGA